Molecule: messenger RNA, 1965 nt
Organism: Cheilinus undulatus (humphead wrasse)
Lineage: Eukaryota; Metazoa; Chordata; Actinopteri; Labriformes; Labridae
Gene: cirsr
Product: corepressor interacting with RBPJ, CIR1
Exons: 10
Coding region: 99-1481 (460 amino acids)
Biological process (GO): negative regulation of DNA-templated transcription
Cellular component (GO): nucleus
Molecular function (GO): transcription corepressor activity
Source: RefSeq, a predicted model, not a curated record
AGCCAACGUCUCUACGCACGGACUGUGAGUGAUAGCGACAGUGCUAGCCGAAACUACACCUACUUUAUACCCUCAGCUGGCGUAUAAAAACACCAGUCAUGGGGAAAUCAUUUGCGAAUUUCAUGUGUAAAAAGGAUUUCCAUCCCGCUUCGAAGUCAAAUAUCAAAAAGGUAUGGAUUGCAGAGCAGAAGCUGACGUUCGAGAAGAACAAGCAGGAGGAACUUAUGCAAGCCUACCUGAAAGAGCAGGAGACAUACAACAACAGGUUGUUGAUGGGGGAUGAUCGUGUCAAAAAUGGCCUUAAUUUUAUGUACGAGGCUCCACCUGGAGCAUCUAAAGAGGAAAAGAAAGAGGAGGGAGAAGAAGAAUACAAAUUUGAAUGGCAGAAGGGAGCUCCCAGAGAGAAGUAUGCAAAGGACGACAUGAAUAUUAGAGAUCAGCCAUUUGGAAUCCAGGUGCGUAAUGUGAGAUGCAUCAAAUGUCACAAAUGGGGCCAUGUGAACACAGACAGGGAGUGCCCUCUCUUCGGGCUUUCGGGAAUCAAUGCCAGCUCUAUGGCUUCAGAGGAGGCAGCAGGUCCGUCGAUGCACCCCUCCGAGUUAAUGGCGGAGAUGCGAAACAGUGGGUUUGCCUUGAAAAAAUGUGUCCUUGGUAGGAACGCUACAGUUUGUGAUCCAGCGCAGGAUUUUGUUGCUAGUGAGGAAGAGGAGGAUCCUGAGGUGGAGUUUCUGAAGUCAUUAACCACCAAACAAAAACAGAAGCUUCUCAGAAAACUGGACCGCCUGGAAAAGCAGAAGGCCAAGAAGAAGAAAAGUAAAAAACAGAAAAAGAAAAGCAAAAGAAAGCACAAGAAAAAGCAUGAAAGUAGCGACAGCUCAAGUGACUCCUCCAGUAGCAGUGGCAGCAGCAGUAGUGAUAGUGACAGUGGCUCCGAUUUAGAGAGCCGGGGCAAGUUCAAGAGCCAGAAGAGAAAGAAGAACAAGAAAAAAGAUUCCUGUCGGGAUAACAGCUCAAAGAGCGAGCGACAAGUCAAGAGUCAGAAAAGGGCCUCCUCUCACAGGAGCAGGUCAGCGAGCCCUCACACCAGACAGAAGCGGCCUGAAGAGGAGUCAGCAGAUUACAGACAAACAAGGACAGAGAGGGGAAGGAGCAGGAGCCCGCAAAACAGGAUGAAACCGGAGGGAGGUCAAGAGAGAAAGAGACACAGCAGCAGGGACAGGCAGAGACCGAGCAGCUCCAAGUCCGCUUUGGACAGAAGUAGGAGCCGUGAGAGAGGCAGGGAGGACAGAGGUAAAGAUGGGCGUCACAGCGGAGAUGGGGAGAGGAACAGAAGCAGCACAGAUGGAAGGAGAGGCAGAACAGCAGAGGGGAGGAGCAGAAGCAGGGAGAGGAGGAGAGACAGGGAGGAGAGGGGAAGGAGCAGGAGUAGGAGCAGGGAGAGAAAAGAGAGAAGUCAAGACAGAGCAAAAAGAAAGCACUGAUGGUUUUUAUUCACUCUUUACAACAGUACACAAAACUUAAAAUUAUCUGAAUGUUUAUAGAGGACUGUUCUGUUGUAGUGUCCCUUUAUCUAAAAAUGCAAAAUAUGUGUGCUCGUCUCCUUUUCCUCCAGCAGAGGGAAGCAGUUGACAGGAAAUAUGGAGAUGCAGCGUUGCUCUCUUGUGCUGUCUUACAGUCUGUGAAAGGAUCCAAAUUAAUUGAUGUGUAUUGGAAGCAAUUAGCAGCUAUGAUCUGUUGAUGGAAAAUGUUUAAUAAUUUUAAUAGUCAGCUUGUAACUAAGUGGACCCUUUUUGAUGCUGUACUUUUUUUUGUUUAAAUUCAAAAUUGUCUCUUUUUAUUUUGGGAAUAUAUACAUUGUAUUUCGGAGUUGUGGAAUAUAAACAUUGCACACUGUACUGUCUGGGCGGCUGUAUGUUCCUGGAGAUCAAACGGGACUUUUAUUUUGUAAUUAAAUUUUCAACCACC